This is a messenger RNA of Dermacentor andersoni, 802 nucleotides long. RefSeq lists its product as uncharacterized. Lineage: Eukaryota; Metazoa; Arthropoda; Arachnida; Ixodida; Ixodidae. The record is from RefSeq and is a predicted model, not a curated record.
CGCAUUCGCUUCCACCGACUGAGCGGCACGGUGCGGACAGUAUACCACACACGGUGCUGGGUAGCACCCGCGCAGCAUCGUGUGGCACGGGCAUCCGGAGGAGUGCACCUGAUCCUAGCCCGCCAAGCUUCCGGCGCCGUCCUCGCAGGCCAGAGCCUUUGUUCUCACACGGCCUCCGCGCCGCGCGUCGACGCGUUUCUGCAGCGUCCCACCGUGGAUAAACAAAAGCCUGCACAGGUGAGCCGAGACUGGGUCGGAACCCGAAUGGCGAACACCUCGGAAACGAAGUCGGCAACUCCGCCUGAUCGCCGCGCCAACCCGGGUCCCAAACCCGAGCCUCUGCCUCCGGAAGACAUGCGCAGCCAGGGACACGUUGUGACCGAACCGAAAGAGGCGCCGCCCACGCCGGCCAACUCACCGAGAGCCGACCGCUUCACGGAGGCGCCCCAGGCAGUGCCAGCGCGACGCGAGUCGGCUCCUGCCGUGGCCGAUUCCACCGCGGAUGAACCGUCGAGGCGCACCAGCGGCUGGAGCAGCGCCGGCAAGCCUCACGCCUGUCACAUCUGCCGGCGCCGCUACUGCUCCGUGGAGUGGCUGCGCCGACACGUGGUCACCCACGAGCGAGGGAAGCCGCUCAAGUGCGACCGCUGCGGUCGCUCGUACAUGAUGCGACCGGCGCUCGCGAAGCACAAGGCAAACGUGCACGGCAUGUAAUGCCUCCAACGUGUUCGUUAUUAUUUUUUUUUUUUUGGCUUCAAUAAACUGUUUGUGCUUCAAUAAACUGUUUGUGCGACCAUCUCUG